Molecule: messenger RNA, 477 nt
Organism: Lentinula edodes (shiitake mushroom)
Lineage: Eukaryota; Fungi; Basidiomycota; Agaricomycetes; Agaricales; Omphalotaceae
Exons: 10
Coding region: 1-477 (158 amino acids)
Source: RefSeq, a predicted model, not a curated record
AUGUUCACCUCUCUCAAGUUCGCUGCUCUCGUUGCUGCUGCUUUGGUAGCCGGCGCCCAGGCUGAGACUCACACUGUCUCUUUUACGAACUUGUGCGGCAGGGGUGUGCCCACCUUGAAGGCAAACGGUGUAACGCUUUCAACAGGGGGUGCCUACACUUCCAACGGCCCUCUGGAGGCUGCUAUUGCCUACCUCGAUGUCGGCUGUGGUGCCAACGGAGAAGGGUGCACAAUGGUUGAGACCACUCUCGUCAAUCCCACUUCCCCAGGAUCUGGAUCCAGUACUGAUAUCACUUUAAUCUCCCCCCACACCUUCUCCGUUACUACUGGAUUUGGAUAUUACGAUGGUUGCGAUGGUGCAGGAGCUGAUUGCACUAGUGCUAGUUGCUCGACAGCAUUCCAUGUCAGCACCGAUACCGGUGUCCAAGUUGCAUGCCAAAGCGAUAAUGUCAACCUUGCUAUCACUUUCUGUGAUUAA